Molecule: messenger RNA, 2450 nt
Organism: Cannabis sativa
Lineage: Eukaryota; Viridiplantae; Streptophyta; Magnoliopsida; Rosales; Cannabaceae
Product: cellulose synthase-like protein G3
Exons: 6
Coding region: 54-2270 (738 amino acids)
Biological process (GO): cellulose biosynthetic process; plant-type primary cell wall biogenesis
Cellular component (GO): plasma membrane; trans-Golgi network
Molecular function (GO): mannan synthase activity; cellulose synthase (UDP-forming) activity
Source: RefSeq, a predicted model, not a curated record
CCAAAGCAACAAAACACUCAUAACAUUAUAGCUUAAUUUUCUUUUGUUCUCUAAUGGAGGCUUUACGACGUCGUUUGAGAACUACAGAAGCUCCACCACUCCACAAAGCUGAACUCUCCCGUUUCACAAUCCCAAACCGAAUCUUCGCGCUACUUUACGCCUCAGCAGUGGUGACACUACUCUAUCACCACACUGUCACACUAUCAAAAACUCACUUAUUCAUUUCCACAUCCUUACUCUUAUCCGACGUCGUUUUGGCUGUCAUUUGGGCCACGUCACAGUCGUUUCGAAUCAGACCCAUUUACCGUAAAGAGUUUCCCCAAUAUAUAAAUAAAGAAUCGUCGGAGAAUGAGUUUCCGGCGAUUGACGUGUUCGUUUGUACGGCGGAUCCGUACAAGGAGCCACCGAUGAACGUGGUGAACACUGUGAUUUCCGCUAUGGGUUUCGAUUAUCCGGCGGAGAAGGUUUCCGUUUAUGUUUCCGAUGACGGUGGCUCUGAUUUGACUCUGUUUGGUUUGAUGGAGGGUGCUAAGUUCGCUGCUCAUUGGUUGCCGUUUUGUGUGGAAAACGACGUCGUUCAGAGGUGUCCUGAGGCCUAUUUUGCUUCUGCUAAUCUUUCUUCUUCUAAUUUGGAUAUUCACAGGAUUAAGACUUUGUAUGAAAGUAUGAAAGUGAGAGUAGAAAAUGUUGUUGAGAAAGGAAAAAUUGAUGAUGAGUACAUCACCAAAGAAGAUGAACACAAAGCUUUCAAUAAAUGGACGGAUAGAUUCUCGCGACAAGAUCAUCCAACGGUCAUCCAGGUUAUAUUGGAUAACAACAAAGACAAAGACAUAAAAGGUCAUAUAAUGCCAAACCUUGUAUACAUCUCUAGAGAAAAGAGCAAGACUUCCAACCAUAAUUUCAAAGCUGGUGCCCUUAAUGUCCUUAUUCGAGUAUCGGCCACGAUGACGAAUGCACCAAUAAUCUUGACCCUUGAUUGUGACACGUACUCAAAUGAUCCCCAAACACCAUUAAGAGUUUUGUGCUAUUUAUUAGAUUCUAAAUUAGAAUCUAAACUUGGGUAUAUUCAAUUUCCUCAAAGAUUUUAUGGAAUCAAUAAGAAUGAUACCUAUGCUUGUGAGGUCAAAAGAUUGUUCUUUAUUAAUGCCAUAGGAAUGGAUGGGCUUUCAGGCCCAAAUUAUGUGGGAACUGGAUGUUUCUUUAGAAGAAGAGCUUUCUUCGGAGGCCCAUUAAACUUGGUAUUACCAGAAAUGGCUGAAUUAGGCCCAAAUCAUGUUGUCAGUAACUCUAUCCAAUCUAAACAAGUGAUGGAUUUGGCUCAUUGUGUUGCUAGUUGCAAUUAUGAAAACAAUACUCAAUGGGGACACAAGAUGGGUGUAAGAUAUGGAUCAUUAGUGGAGGACUUCUACACAGGCUAUCGUCUUCAAUGUGAGGGUUGGAAAGCCAUUCUUUGCAAUCCAGUUAAGGCAGCAUUUUAUGGUGAUUUCCCAAUAAGCCUAGUUGAUGUGUUGAACCAACAAAAAAGAUGGGCCAUAGGUUUACUUGAAGUUACUUUCUCUAAAUAUUCUCCAUUUACCUUUGGUACUCACUUUAUGGGCCUUGUAAUGGGCUUCACUUAUGGUCAUUAUUCUUUAUGGCCCAUUUGGUCCAUUCCAGUUGCCAUUUAUGCUUUCCUACCUCAACUAGCUCUUCUCAAUGGACUCCCUAUCUUCCCAAAGAUUUCAGAACCAUUGUUUAUUUUGUACCUUUUUCUUGUGUUCGGAGCAUAUGGGCAAGACCUCAUGGAAUUUGUCAUAGAAGGAGGAACAUUCCAAAAAUGGUGGAAUGAUCAAAGAAUGUGGAUGAUAAGGGCACUCACUUGUGGCUUGUUUGGUACAAUAGAAUACUCGUUGAAAUGUUUAGGUAUUUCUUCUUCAGGUUUUGCUUUAACAAGUAAAGUAGCUGAAGUUGAACGAAGCAAAAGAUACAAACAAGGAGCGUUUGAAUUUGGGAUCCAUUCACCAAUGUUCGUGACAUUAACAACAGUUGCAAUAAUCAACUUGGCCGCACUAAUUUGGGGCCUCAAACUUGCCAUUUCGGGGAGCAAAUAUGGUUUUGAACAAUUUUUCAUGCAAGUGAUUUUAGCGGCCUUUGUGGUGGUGAAUUGUCAACCUAUUUAUGGUGCCAUAUUUUUGGAGACUAAUAAAGGAGGUAUUCCUACCAAAACUACUUUGGUUUCAAUAGUGUUAGCCACUUCUCUCCUCAUAGUUGGUUUUCUUGCUUUGAGAUGAGUUGAAUAGUUGGUUUUAAUAGUUAUUUUUUCUUUUGUUGUUGUUGUUGUUUUUUUUUUUUUGGAAAUAAUAAUUGAGGAGAUGUAUGAAAUGGUUUCAUUUGGAUAAUUAUUUAUUAUUGGACAUAUCACAUAUGCAUUUGUAUUAUUUCUUAGUUAAAGUCAAAAUUUUCAGUGUAAA